Messenger RNA from Drosophila eugracilis, 2134 nucleotides. It is a transcript of the gene mtm, whose product is annotated as myotubularin-related protein 2. The transcript has 2 exons. Bases 107 to 1966 code for a protein of 619 amino acids. The record is from RefSeq and is a predicted model, not a curated record. Lineage: Eukaryota; Metazoa; Arthropoda; Insecta; Diptera; Drosophilidae. Gene Ontology annotation, biological process: dephosphorylation. Gene Ontology annotation, molecular function: phosphatidylinositol-3,5-bisphosphate 3-phosphatase activity.
CGUUUUGUGAGUUUUGGUAAUUUGCAUCUAACUUAAAACUGGAAAAGAAAACACAGCUGCGCAACUAGCAACACACUCCUUAAGAACAACUUGUCUCAAUCCCACAAUGGAUCCGUCCGCGAUCCUUACCGACAAGGUGGCCUCCAAGACUGCCAGCAGUAACUCGCUGGACAGCAGCUCCAAGUCCAGUUCUUUGGGCUCCAAGCACGGUGGCGGGGAGAAUGGCGUUCUGCGGGACACGCCCUUUAGAUACCUGGACGGCGAGGAAGAUCAAGACCAAAAGAACGAUGUGACCUACGUGUGCCCGUACCGCGGACCCGUCUUUGGGGCGCUGACUAUCACCAACUACCGUCUGUACUUCCGGUCGCUUCCUCUGCGGGAUCAGGAGCCUCCCGUUGUCGUAGACGUGCCCUUAGGCGUAAUUGCUCGUGUGGAAAAGAUCGGCGGUGCCACGUCACGGGGCGAGAACUCGUAUGGAAUUGAGAUCUUCUGCAAGGACAUGCGAAAUUUACGUUUCGCCCACAAGCAGCAAAAUCACUCGCGAAGAACGGUAUUCGAGAAACUGCAGGCUAAUGCAUUUCCACUCUCGUAUAGUGGGCGCCUCUUUGCCUUCGCCCAUGCAGCUGCGAACUCGAUGAAUGGAAACGGAGGAUGGGACGGGUGGGCGGUUUAUGAACCGCUUGCGGAGCUCCGGCGCCUAGGUGUACCCAACGACAUGUGGCGGGCCACUAAGCUAAACGAGUCCUAUGCAAUUUGCGACAGCUACCCGGCAGUGUGGGCUGUGCCCAAAGCGGCAUCUGAUGAUUUCCUCAGGCGAGUGGCCCAGUUUCGUUCACGUUGUCGCCUGCCUGUGCUGUCAUGGAUGAAUCCCCGGACCCAGGCGACAAUUACGCGGUGCUCUCAGCCCCUAGUGGGCGUAAGCGGUAAGCGAAAUUCUGACGAUGAAGCGUACCUUAGCUUUAUCAUGGAAGCGAAUGCACAGUCCGAUAAAUUGACUAUUAUGGACGCGCGGCCAAGUGCCAAUGCUAUUGCCAAUAAGGCUAAAGGCGGCGGCUACGAGUCGGAGGACGCGUACAAGAACGUGGAAAUCAACUUCCUUGACAUACACAACAUCCACGUAAUGAGAGAGAGCCUACGAAAGGUGAAGGAGGCCUGCUUCCCAACCACCGACGACUCAAAAUGGCAAACAGCUAUCGACAACACUCUGUGGUUAAAGCACAUUCGGUGCAUACUGGCUGGGGCCGUCAGAAUUGUGGACAAGGUUGAGACUAUGAGCACCUCCGUGGUAGUGCACUGUUCUGACGGAUGGGACCGCACAGCCCAGCUGACGGCCCUCUCCAUGCUUCUUCUCGAUCCCCACUAUCGUACUGUUCGCGGUUUCGAGGUGCUUAUCGAGAAGGAAUGGCUAUCGUUUGGCCACAAAUUCCAGCAACGCGUUGGCCAUGGUGACAAUAAGCACUCGGAUGCAGACAGAUCUCCCGUGUUUCUGCAGUUCAUCGACAGCGUAUGGCAGGUUAGCCAACAGUUUUACAAUGCGUUUGAGUUCAACGAGCACUUCCUGAUAACCAUCGUGGACCACUUGUACUCAUGUCGAUUUGGCACUUUUCUUUGUAAUACAGAGGCGGAGCGUGUGGCUGAAGAUUUAAAGCAUAAGACAAUAUCUCUUUGGACGCACAUCAACUCUUCGCUGGACCAGUAUCUGAAUCCCCUAUUCCCUUCGUUCACUCACGGAGCAGAGCUGGUUCUACGACCCAUCGCCAGCGUGCGGUCUGUUCGCCUGUGGAAGGGCCUAUAUUGCCGGUGGAACCCUGGUCUUUGCGCCCCCCAGCAUGGCUGCCAGCGAACCCGCGAAUUGCUCUCCAAACAAGAUCAGCUCUUUAAACUCGUCAAUGAGUUGCGGCUUAAGUCGAACAACCGCAGCAAUAGCAUGCAGACGACUACGCGACUGGCCUCGCCUAUGCACUAACUAUAUUUAUUCUUUAUUUACCCAUAAGUAUACUGAUGUCAAACUGUGUACCAAUUCCAAAUGCAUCAUCUUGAUAAACAACAAUUCAAGAUACUAUGUUUUAAUUCCCUAUCAUGAGUUUCCGCUUAUAAUUAUAGAAACUAAAUAAAAAUGACAAAUAUAUUGUUA